UUCCAUCACCCUCGGCAACUCACGGAAUUCAGAAUUAUACAAGAACAGCCGGAGCUUGCUGGACAACAAGCCGAGACAGGGCCAAAAACGGACUCAACGAGAGUAUCAGACACAAACACGAGAAUCGAUUCAUCAAUCGGCCUUUACUACCUCCAAAAAGACUUUGUAACAUGUUCUGACAAAGACUGGAUCUUUGCGCGUUUUUCAAGUAAAUAA
Molecule: messenger RNA, 216 nt
Organism: Paraglomus brasilianum
Lineage: Eukaryota; Fungi; Glomeromycota; Glomeromycetes; Paraglomerales; Paraglomeraceae
Source: the annotation of a GenBank genome assembly